Rhinichthys klamathensis goyatoka is the source of this 2203-nucleotide messenger RNA. RefSeq names its product lysyl oxidase-like 1 (gene loxl1). The transcript has 7 exons. Gene Ontology annotation, molecular function: protein-lysine 6-oxidase activity; copper ion binding. The record is from RefSeq and is a predicted model, not a curated record. Gene Ontology annotation, biological process: peptidyl-lysine oxidation. NCBI's taxonomy places the organism in Eukaryota, Metazoa, Chordata, Actinopteri, Cypriniformes, Leuciscidae. The coding region runs from base 413 to 2047 and encodes 544 amino acids.
CUUUUUUCACAGACUAUUGUAAGCAUUCAGAGAGGCAAAUAGUGAAGUGCAGAGGAGAGCAACAGGCAGUUGUCUCCAGUGAGAGCCUGAGAGCAAUGCUCAGUCCACUGACAACAACUCAACAUCUGGACAGUAAGGAAGAGGGAGGUUUCUCAUUCUUCACCCUACCCUGGGGCAUCAGAAAUCAUCUGCCUUCCUCACAGCUAUGCCUGCACCACAUACUGAGCCAAGGACAAAGUUUAUUCCCUGCAUGUAGUCUGAUUUGCUCAUGGACACUAUAAGUCCUCUAUGCCUUACCAUCUUUAACCUGCUGGAUCAAAGGAUUCAAUUCGGAGUUUCAUUGUCCACUCUUUUCUGAAGUUUCUUGAAGGUCUUGGAAGUUGUUUUCCAUUUCCAUGCAAGUCUUGUCAAUAUGCUGCCUGUUGUUUUCAUGACAUGGUGGGUCGUUGUGUUGCUUGGAACCGUAGGGGGACAGUCUCAAUCUCAGCAUCAGACUGAGGACUCAAACCCCUGGAGACAGAUGAUUCGAUGGGAGAAUAAUGGACGUGUGUACAGUCUUCUCAACAGUGGGGCUGAAUACGUGCCGGCUCGGGCUCAGGAGCGUGACAGGAACCAUCGAGUGCUACUAGCGGAUGCUCCCAACCGUAGAUCACAGGGUGGGAAUGUACGGAGACAAGCACCUUCAAGAGGAACCUCGGAGACUGUGAGAGGUCAAGCCAGACACCCGUUUGGAUUCGGCCAAGUGCCCGACAACUGGCGUCAGGGUGCAACUGGGACAGGUGAAACAAGUCGCUUCCAGUCAUCUACCGGCUCUCGUUUUAGACCAUCCUCAGGCUCAUCCUCCUCCUCCUCAUCAUCAUCAUCCUCUUCUUUUUAUCCACAGUAUCCGUUCCCUCAACAGCCACCUUAUGCUGCUCCUCAUGACUCGGUUUCGGACAGAUCAUAUGAACCUCCCUUCCGUGGAACGGGAUACUCUUCGGGCACUAGUGGCGGAUACGGAGGGGGUGGUUACUCUGCCGGCAGUUUUGGAGGAGGUAGCUAUAAUGGAGGGGGUCCUACAACCGAUGAGAGGUAUCGUUACUAUUCCCCUUACGGUCAAACCUACCCUGCUGCCCCUGUUGCUCCUGCCCAACCCGCGCAGCCACAAAUCUCUGAUGGGUUGGACCACAGAUACACGCACAGCCUGUUCAACGAGGACUCUCGAGAUAGCGGUAAUCCUGCAGUACCUGCCUCUAAUGGUGCUUCGAGCAACACAGGCUCAUCGUUCCAGCCUGCAGUGCAAAGCCCCCAAUAUGAACAAUUUCCACCCUUUGGAAGGCCACAGCCUCCGUUUAUACAACCAGCUCCUCGCAACCCUCUCGUCUCUAACAAUGCAGAGAACCCCAACAUGAAUGCAGGGAGUGUUUAUCGUCCUCAGCAAAGAGGUUUGCCUGACCUGGUUCCUGACCCCAACUACGUCCAAGCCUCCACGUACGUUCAGAGAGCCCAUAUGUACUCCUUACGCUGUGCGGCGGAGGAGAAGUGUCUGGCCAGCUCUGCUUACAGUGCUGACGCCACAGACUAUAGCGUCAGGGUUCUUCUGCGCUUCCCUCAGAGAGUGAAGAACCAAGGGACGGCUGAUUUCAUGCCCAACAGACCUCGCCACACCUGGGAGUGGCACAGCUGUCACCAGCAUUACCACAGUAUGGAUGAGUUCAGUCACUACGACCUGUUGGAGGUGAGCUCUGGCCGGAAGGUGGCCGAGGGACACAAGGCCAGUUUCUGUCUGGAGGACACGACCUGUGACUUCGGUCAUCUGAAACGUUUCGCUUGUACUUCACACACACAGGGUUUGAGUCCAGGCUGCUACGACACAUACAAUGCAGAUAUUGAUUGCCAAUGGAUUGACAUCACUGAUGUUCAGCCAGGAAACUAUAUACUCAAGCUCCAGGUUAACCCAAAAUACUUGGUGCUUGAGUCGGACUUCACCAACAAUGUUGUCCGGUGCAAUAUCCAAUACACGGGCCGCUUUGUCAAAACAACAAACUGCAAAAUCUCCCAGUCAUGAUCUGUCAGAUCUGCAGGAAUCUCCAUGAAAGCGCUGAUCCAUUGCAAUGUGAAUGGUGUCGCUGUGAUUGUUUAUUGUAUUUGUCUUGGCUCUCGUGAACCUGGAUUCAGCUCACGGCGAGAGGAACGAGCACACACACACACACACACACACACA